CAACAACCGGUUCAGGACUGGAGUACCUUGUCCAUUUUGCCACAAUUUUACCCUUUAUUAUCACUCACUAAAUUAACAGUGUCAACAGUACCUAGCGUUACAAAUGCGGACUACAGUUUCUUCUUCGUUGGUGUGACCAUGGACCAUGGAUGUGCCAUGGACGGACGGUGUGCUGUGGAGACUUGUGCAGAGUUUGGCUUUGCAGGAACCUCGUGCACACCCAGGAUCAGGUGUGGUUUUGGGACAGAUGUUUUCCUCUGCACUGGAAGCGACGAGGCUUAUGUUUUCAGCCCUCAGGAGAGGAAACUCAAGACUGUCCUCCAGUGCCCUGGUCCUGUGAGUGACCUGGUUGUGAGUCAUGAUAAGCAGCGCCUCUAUGUAGCCUGUAGGAGCGGAGUCUAUUGUGUCGGUUCACAACUUCUGCUAUCCAGGGUUAAAGGCUCCCCAGCUGAUGCUUCCUCUGGUCCAUCUGAACUGAAAAUCUCCUCUGAGUCUCUGGUCGUUGCCGAAGAAGGAGUGUUAUCGCUGCUCCUCGUCGGCUCCGUGCUUGUGACUCUUUCCCAAAGAGACGCAUCCUGGAUGUUGACUCUGUACAAAUCCUCAAACUACGAGAAGCUCUGCUCUUUCAGUCAGGUCUCAGGAGAUGUAAACACUGAGGAAAAAACAGAAAUAAGAAGAAGUCCGGUGCUGAUUUGUGUUCAUUCAAGGGAUGCAACACCAUCGCCCUCCUCCUCUAAUUCCUCAUCAGAUGAAGCUCCAACUCAGGGCCAUUUUCACCUCGAUUCAGUCCUCUUCAAACUUCUUUUUGGGGUCGAUGUCGCCCUCGCCAAAUCCCCCGUUAUCCUGUGUGGCCUUCCAGACGGGUGCGUGUGUUUCGUCCCUCUGCGUCUCCCAGGAUCGAGGCUCCGAGUCCUGCACAGCCUGGAGCAGCCCGUCGUAUUUGUCGGAUCAUCGGGUCCAGGACGGUGUUUGGUGGCAGUGGGUGAACUGGGGAGGGUGGUGCUGAUGAAAGCCGACAAAGGAGGGUCAGCAGAGGGGAGAGGGAACGUUUUUAUUGAGGGGUGUGUACCGGGGCCUGUGGUGUGUGGCUGUGUGGAUAAAAACACUGUUUACUAUAGCACGGGGUCAGACCUGCUGCUGCUGGAUCUAUCAGAGGGGAAAUCUGGAGAGGAAGGCCAAGGAAAGGAUGAGGAAACACGCAGAAAGAUGGACGCUGCCCUCCAAAGCCCCACCAGUUUGAAUGUGUGUCGAGUCGUCGCUUUGGCCCCGCCGACAUGCAACACUGCAGCUGCAGGUGUAGUGGAGCUGCUGGGUCUGUCUGUCAGAGGGCAGCUGCAGAGGAUCCGUCUCCCUGUGAGGACAGAGGACAGCAGAUUGUCCUCGGGGUCAGACUCUCAGGUCGGCCGCAGCGUCAGGGACCUGCUGUCCUCCAUCGGGGACGUCUGUGAAAGAGCAUCUGUGCUGAAAACAUCCAUCAAAUCCAAAAACCAGAUUCUCCAGCACCUGAAUCAAGUGCUCAACAUCAGCUUCCUGUUGAUGGCAGGUGCAAACGGUGCAGAGCAUCCUCCCCUCCAGGAGAGUCCAAUCAGAUGUCGAGCUUCGACCAGUUGGAGCAGAUUGCUUCAGGAAGACUCCCUGACCCUCACAUGUGUCCUGGAUAACUCCAGUGCUUAUGUUUUGGAGCGAGGCUGGACGUUAAGCAUCACUGUGUUUCCUCUGUGUCCUUCUCCCAGUGCAGGAGGAGAAAACCUCUCCACAAACUUUUCAUUCCCGUUCCAAAGCCUCCAUCCAGGCGAGACGUUAGACGUGUCUUUGCCUCUAGCAGCUGCAGGCGAAUCAUCCUUCCCCGUGACAGUGAGCUGCUCCCUCCUCUUCUCCCUCACCAGCCUCCUGGGGGAGGAAGCUGCAAACCUUCCCGCUCUGCAGAGCAGCUGCAUCAGUUUGCCCCUGAACACCCUGACAGUGGAUUGGCUGCACGCCCUGCAGGUGAGCAGCUCUAAAGCCGCCCAGGAAAAGAUCACGCCUCAUGCGACAGAUGCCAUUGAAGCUUUUCUAAGGUCACAUCGAAUAAGGUGCGGUGGAAACGCAGAGGGAGGAGGAGAAAGUGGUUUAAAGUAUUCAGCAAGUGUACGGGUGUCUGCAGAGUUACUAAGGGACACACUUAUGGUGGCAAAAAGCUCAGAUUUAGACCCUGCAAAGACGGCUCCUGAGAAUGUGUGCCUUUCCCUGCUGGAGUGGCUGCUGUCUGAAGGUCCUGGAGGAGUGACGACGGGACAAAAAGAAGACCAAAUCGCAUUGAGGGGAUCAGUGGUGCAUGCACAAAGUCUAAACAGACAUGCUGUCAAACUGACUGCCAAAGAGGUGAAUGUAGGGGUGGAGGAGUCCCUGAACACAGUGGAGGUUCAGGUUCACAGCUCGUCUCUAGCAGCGGUGUGUGGACUGCACCACGCUGUGCUGCGGCGAGUACAGACUCUGCUGCAGAGAGCUCCAGAGAGAGCCGCGUCCACAAAGAGGGUCCAGAGUUUGGGGUUAAGAGAGGCGCUGCAGCGGGCCGAGCACCUGUUGCAGCAGAUCCAGCAAAGUCGAGUGUCAGGGGUCUUCAGUGGGGGGGCGUCCACGGAGCAGAUGAGCCGAACGCUUCUUGACGUUUACCGAGAACUCAGAGAAAACCCUCUCCUCAUAAUCUAACACUUCCUGCCCUCGGCUCUGUCCGGUGCUCUGUAACCCGUCUUUGCAGCAGAUGCAUGAAGAACAUUAUCAUAAAUGUCAUUGCUAUUGUAAAUGCGCUUUGACAUCAAUAUCAAUUCUGUUUCCGUUUAAUAUUCUACACAAAGAAAGAUUUACGACUCAUUAUUUCCAACCGGUGUUUUACUAUAGAUUCCCUACAGCUUUAAAAAAAUAAAAGAUAAACCUCGUGUUUUUUAUAUAUCAUU
This is a messenger RNA of Gymnodraco acuticeps, 2933 nucleotides long. It is a transcript of the gene faap100, whose product is annotated as FA core complex associated protein 100. The coding region runs from base 139 to 2688 and encodes 849 amino acids. The record is from RefSeq and is a predicted model, not a curated record. Gene Ontology annotation, biological process: interstrand cross-link repair. Gene Ontology annotation, cellular component: Fanconi anaemia nuclear complex; nucleoplasm. The transcript has 8 exons. Lineage: Eukaryota; Metazoa; Chordata; Actinopteri; Perciformes; Bathydraconidae.